AUGGAGUUAGUUCUCUAUAGUGUGAAUGCUACUGGUAGGAUACCUGAAUCAUUUGGUCAUCUAACUUCACUGCGUACAUUGAUAAUAGUUUCUUGUAAUCUCUCAGGCUCUAUUCCUAAACCUCUAUGGAAUCUCACCAACAUAGAGGACUUGGACCUUGUUGAUAACCAUUUUGAAGGACCAAUAUCCAAUUUCUUUAGAUUUGGAAAGCUCAAGUCGUUAUCACUAGGAAAUAACAACUUUGAUGGCCAACUUGAGUUCUUAUCCUUUAACAGAUGGACGCAACUUGUUGAGCUAGAUAUUUCAUUUAAUUCCCUAGCAGGUUCAAUUCCUUCUAAUGUAAGUGGUAUGCAAAACCUACAAAGUCUCAACUUGUCAUCAAACCACUUGAAUGGGACUAUACCUUCCUGGAUAUUCUCCCUCCGUUCACUAUAUUUGUUAGACUUGAGUGAUAACUGUUUAAGUGGAAAAAUUCAGGAGUUCAAGUACCAAUCAUUGUUUGUUGUUUCUCUCAAACAAAAUCAGCUGGAAGGUCCUAUUCCAAAGUCAUUCCAAGACCAGCAAAUCCUGCACUAUCUUCUCCUUUCACAAAAUAAUUUCAGUGGACAGAUCACAUCAACCAUCUGCAAUCGAGUACUAAUUUUGCUAGAUUUGGGCAGCAAUAGUUUGGAGGGAACAAUCCCACUAUGUUUGGGUGAGAUAAGUAUCCUUCGGAUUUUGGAUUUAAGCAACAAUAGUCUUAGUGGGACAUUAAAUACAAAUUUUAGUAUAGGAAAUUAUCUUGGAGUCAUUAAAUUUGACGGGAAUAAGCUAGAGGGGAAAGUCCCGCAAUCUUUUAUCAAUUGCAAAUAUUUGAAAGUUCUCGACUUAGGUAACAAUGAAUUGAACGACACAUUUCCUGAAUGGUCGGGAGCCAUACCUGAGUUGCAGCUAUUAAACUUGAGAUCAAAUAAGUUUUAUGGCCCUAUAAAAGAUUCAAGGACUGACAACUUGUUUGCUCAAAUUCGAAUCAUAGAUCUCUCAUCCAAUGGAUUUAGUGGAGAUUUACCAGUGAGCCUUUUCGAGAAUUUUGAAGCCAUGAAAAUAAUUGGUGAGAAAAAUGGAACCCGUGAGUAUGUAGCAGAUUAUUAUUCUGAUUUUUACUCAAAUUCCUUUAUAGUGACAACAAAAGGACUGGAGCUUCAAUUUCCUCGAGUUUUGACUACAAACAUAAUCAUAAAUCUCUCUAACAACAAAUUUGAAGGUCAUAUCCCAAGCAUUAUUGGAGAUCUCAUUGGUCUUCGUACGUUAAACUUAUCUCAUAAUUGCUUGGAAGGUAUUAUACCAGCAUCGCUGCACCAAUUAUCUGUACUUGAAUCAUUGGAUCUCUCAUCCAACGAAAUCGGCGGAGAAAUUCCACAACAGCUUGCAUCCCUCACAUCACUUGAAGUUUUAAAUCUCUCUCACAAUCAUCUUGUUGGAUGCAUCCCCAAAGGAAAACAAUUUGAUACGUUUGAGAAUAGUUCAUACCAAGGGAAUGAUGGGUUACGUGGAUUGCCACUCUCAACAGAUUGUGGCGGUGAUGAAGGAGCACCACAAGCAACAACUCCAGUUGGGCUAGAUGAAGGAGAAGAGGCAGAUUCAGCAAUGAUAAGUUGGCAAGAAGUUCUUAUGGGCUAUGGUUGUGGACUUGUUAUUGGAUUGUCCAUAAUAUACAUAAUGUUGUCAACUCAAUAUCCAGCAUGGUUUUCGAAGAUGGACGUAGAAUUGGAACACAAAAUUGUUACGAGAAUGAAAAGGCACAAGAAAAGACAUUAGUGUGUAACCUCCAGGAUUCAAGUCCACUGCAUUGUUGGGAUGCGAAUAAAAGUUUUUACUUUCAUAGUUAUGAUAUUUCAUAAAGUGUUUGUUAAACAUAGUAAGACUUAUCUGGGUGUUCCUCGUUUGUCUUUUAAAAAUGUGUACGUACAGCGAGGAUAGUGCCUUUGAUAAUUGCUCCAUAACAAUCAUUAAAAGGAU
Molecule: messenger RNA, 1998 nt
Organism: Solanum stenotomum
Lineage: Eukaryota; Viridiplantae; Streptophyta; Magnoliopsida; Solanales; Solanaceae
Product: receptor-like protein Cf-9 homolog
Exons: 2
Coding region: 1-1797 (598 amino acids)
Molecular function (GO): protein binding
Source: RefSeq, a predicted model, not a curated record